Molecule: messenger RNA, 3857 nt
Organism: Pangasianodon hypophthalmus (striped catfish)
Lineage: Eukaryota; Metazoa; Chordata; Actinopteri; Siluriformes; Pangasiidae
Gene: cwc22
Product: CWC22 spliceosome associated protein homolog
Exons: 21
Coding region: 48-3641 (1197 amino acids)
Biological process (GO): mRNA splicing, via spliceosome
Cellular component (GO): catalytic step 2 spliceosome
Molecular function (GO): RNA binding; protein binding
Source: RefSeq, a predicted model, not a curated record
UCGCGGGCUUCCGUAGCAUCACUUCCGGAAGCGAACUGAGAGGAAAAAUGGCGACGGAAAACGAAGCGGUGACGGAUUUGAAUUCGCCUUCAAAAGAUGAGAGCUCCAGUCCAGGAGGAACGUGUGAUCCUGAGAAGACAACGAGGAGCUCCAGCUCUUCAGACGACAGCGACAGUGAUGGAGACGAGCGCAUGAGGAGCAGGGAUGAAAAGCGUCGUAGCCCUUCUCCAGACAGAAGAAGAGAUGACGCAGAUGAACAACCGGAUCAAGACGCAGCGCCGAGGCGGUCGUCCAGGUCCAGCGGCUCAGACGGCGACAGCAGCAGUGAGGAGGACAGUGACGAUGGUGUGAUGCACAGGAUGAAGAGCAGCGUGGCACACAUCAGGCGUGAUGCUCAGGACGAGAGCAGCAGACCCAGACGCAGGAGUUCCUCUGCAGACAGGAAUGGCAGUGGAAGGUCGUAUUCCCGCUCUCGCUCCAGAUCUCUGUCUCCACAGAGACGCACAGACAGAGCCCGCAGGUCUCGGGAUCGUGAUGGAGACCGGCGUUCCGAUCGGCGCUCCAGCCGUGAGCGAGAUGGAGAUCGAGAUAGGGUCAGGUCCAGGAGGGGAAGAUCUGCGUCUCCAUCACAGAGAGACAAACCCCCUGCUGAUGAGCCUCCAGUUAAAAAGAGGAAGGAGGAGCUGGACCCCAUCCUGACCCGCACCGGAGGAGCGUACAUCCCCCCGGCCAAGCUGCGCAUGAUGCAGGCCCAAAUCACCGACAAGAGCAGUCUGGCGUACCAGAGGAUGAGCUGGGAAGCGCUGAAGAAGUCCAUCAACGGUCUCAUCAACAAAGUAAACGUGUCCAACAUCGCCAACAUCAUCCAGGAGCUGCUGCAAGAGAACAUCGUCCGCGGCAGAGGUCUGCUGGCGAGGUCAGUGCUUCAGGCUCAGAGCGCUUCUCCCAUCUUUACCCACGUCUACGCCGCCGUGGUGGCCAUCAUCAACUCCAAAUUCCCUCAGAUCGGAGAGCUCAUCCUCAAGAGGCUCAUCCUCAACUUCCGCAAAGGCUACAGAAGAAACGACAAACAACAAUGUCUCACCGCCUCCAAGUUUGUGGCUCACCUCAUCAAUCAGAACGUGGCUCAUGAAGUGCUGUGUUUGGAGAUGCUGACUCUGCUCUUGGAGCGGCCCACUGAUGACAGCGUGGAGGUGGCCAUCAGCUUUCUGAAGGAGUGUGGCCUCAAACUCACAGAGGUUUCCCCCCGCGGCAUUAAUGCCAUCUUCGAGCGCCUGAGGAACAUCCUGCACGAGUCGGAGAUCGAUAAGCGCGUGCAGUACAUGAUUGAGGUGAUGUUCGCUAUCAGGAAGGACGGCUUUAAGGACCAUCCCAUAAUUACAGAAGGCCUGGACCUGGUGGAGGAAGAGGACCAGUUCACUCACAUGCUUCCUCUAGAGGACGAAUACAACACAGAGGACGUGCUCAACGUCUUCAAGAUGGAUCCUGACUUCCUGGAGAAUGAAGAGAAGUACAAGGCAAUUAAGAAGGAAAUUCUGGACGAGGGGAGCAGCGACUCGGGCGACGAUGUAGAUGGCAGCGAUGACGAGGAUGAUGAGGAUGAAGACGAAGAUGCAGAAGCUGGAGAAGAUCAAGACAAAGUCACCAUUUUCGACAAGACGGAGGUGAACCUCGUAUCAUUUCGCCGCACCAUUUAUCUGGCCAUUCAGUCAAGCUUGGACUUUGAGGAAUGUGCUCACAAGCUGAUCAAGAUGGACUUCCCUGACAGCCAGACGAAGGAGCUGUGUAACAUGAUCCUGGACUGCUGCGCCCAGCAGAGAACCUACGAGAAGUUCUUUGGUCUUCUGGCUGGGAGGUUCUGCUUGUUGAAGAAGGAGUACAUGGAGAGCUUCGAGGCCAUCUUCCAGGAGCAGUACGACACCAUUCAUAGGCUGGAGACCAACAAACUGCGCAACGUGGCGAGAAUGUUCGCACACCUCCUCUAUACAGACUCCAUCCCGUGGAGCGUUCUAGAGUGCAUGAGAAUGAGCGAGGAGACGACGACGUCCUCCAGCCGUAUUUUCGUCAAGAUACUCUUCCAGGAGCUGUGCGCCUACAUGGGGCUUCCGAAGCUCAACGAGAGACUCAAGGACACGACUCUGCAGCCGUUCUUCGAAGGCCUGUUCCCUCGCGACAACCCGAGGAACACGAGAUUCGCCAUCAAUUUCUUCACCUCCAUCGGCCUUGGUGGACUCACAGAUGAGCUAAGAGAGCAUCUGAAGAACGCCCCUAAGAUGAUCAUGACCCAGAACCAGGAUGUCGAGUCAUCUGACUCUUCUUCCUCCUCCUCGUCCUCAUCAUCAGAUUCCUCGUCCUCGGGCAGUGACAGCAGUGACUCGGAUUCCUCCAAUGACUCAGAUGACUCGUCCAGCAGCUCCGGCUCUUCUGAUUCUGAAUCGGACGCGAAGCGGAAAAAGGCGUCCCAGCGUGGAAAGAAGCAUAAGAAGAGUUCUAAACAUGGCUGUCCUCCAGAAGAGAGACAAAGCAAAAGGGACCAGAGACGAGACAAAAGCGAGGAGGACCGUCAUAGACGACAGGACAAAUCACGAAAGGACUCGCCCGAUAAGCGAGAACAUGCAACAAAAUCUUCUCCUAAUGUGCGAGAGCGUGGGCGAAAGGAUUCACCAGAAGUGCGAGAGCGUGGGCGAAGGGAUUCACCAGAAGUGCGAGAGCGUGGGCGAAGGGAUUUACCAGAAGUGCGAGGGCGCAGGCGAGGAGACUCUCCUGAUGUGCGUGAUCGCGGGCGACGAGACUCUCCUGAUGUGCGUGAUCGCGGGCGAAGGGACUCGCCUGAUGUACGUGAUCGCGGGCGACGAGACUCUCCUGAUGUGCGUGAUCGUGGGCGACGAGACUCUCCUGAUGUGCGUGAUCGCGGGCGAAGGGACUCGCCUGAUGCGCGAGAGCGGGGGCGAAAGGACUCCCCUGAUGUGCGAGCACGCGGGCGAAAGGACUCGCCUGAUGCACGAGAUCGGGGGCGAAAGGACUCGCCUGAUGUGCGAGCACGCGGGCAAAAGGACUCGCCUGAUGCACGAGAGCGUAGGAGAAGGGACUCGCCUGAUGUGCGAGAGCGCGGGAAAAGGGAUUCACCCGAUGUGCGAGAUCGCAGAAGAAGGGACUCACCUGAUGUUCAAGAGCGCAGAAGAAGGGACUCACCUGAUGUUCAAGAGCGCAGAAGAAGGGACUCACCUGAUGUUCAAGAGCGCAGAAGAAGGGACUCACCUGAUGUUCAAGAGCGCAGGCAAAAGGACUCCCCCGGUGUGAGAGAGCGCAGGCGAAGGGACUCUCCUGUUGCGCGAGAGCGUUCACGAAAGGACUCGCCUGACCGGGGAGAGCGCAAGGACCGGCAAUACAAAAACAGUGAGAAUGAGGACUCGCGCAAAAACAAGGACACCAAAAGUGACUCGCAGAGAGAGAGAGAUCGCCGGCGCAGCAGAGAGAAAGAGAGAUCAAAGUCAAAAUCACGUGAGAGAAGCAGCAAGGACGUGUCUUCCAAAGACUCGUACAGGAACGGAAUGGAGCGGGAGGACAAGGAGAACCGGUACAGGGAGUCCAGGAGGAGAGAGGACAGGAGUGUGGAGAGAUCGCCCAGGAGACGCAGAUAGCCCACGGCAUGAGAGAUAUCAGAGUUAACUCUGGAUGACGAAAUGCAGUGUUACUGUACAAACUAGCAGUGCAUUGUGGGAAAUAUGGACGGUUUUAGAUUCUCAUUGGACCAUAGAAAUGUGAGGAAGUUGUUUGUAACCUGGAGGAUAUUUUGUAUUUUCUGAAUUCCCUAAAAAUGUUUUGUGUUUAUAUGAUCAUUAAAAUAAUUGAUUAAA